AUUUUGACGUGUCACAAUCGUGUUGUUUGCUGUCGAAUAUCGUCUGUUGUCACAAAGCUGGCAGUACUGGCUGUGCCAGGCCCCCAACAAGCUUUGAUCACAUUCUGGCGCGCACUGCAACGCCACGACUAGUUGUGGAGAGAAAGCUGGCGCAGAAUUCUGGUGGCGAAAAAAUAUCCGCUGGCUUACACAGGGACGAUCGAUCGUUAGCAGGGUAUUGUCCGUGCAGGAUAUUCGGGUGGUGUUGCCACUAUCUACCAUGAUGAUGAAAAAAGGUGUGCCGAUCGGGCUGAGUCUGCUUCUGCCGUCGUUACCAACGCUGAGCCCGAAGACCAGGAAUAAAGCGUAUCGAGGCUUGAUUUUGCUGCUGACUUUCCUGACUUAUGCUAGCUUUCAUUUGUCGCGCAAGGCAAUCAGUGUGGUGAAGAACGUCUGGAACCCAUCGAACUGCAGCACGCAUCUGCAUCUGAACGCAUCGGACAUAACGAAUCAACUGGGCGGUGAUUACGCGGAUGAUUCCCUAUACGACUACGACUCUUGGUUCAGCAAUGGCACCAUCUCCCAGAACAUGUCCACACUGACGUCGCCAACUAAGGUAACUACUUGCGGCUGGAGUCCGUUCAUAAACUCCGACCUGGAGCUGGCCCUACUGGACUUCACGUACCUCGGCUCGUACGCGUUCUUCAUGUUCUUCAUGGGGCACAUUGGCGAUCGUACCAACUUGCGCUACUUCCUCUUCCUGGGAAUGACGGCGAGCGGGGUGCUGACGGCGGCUCUUGGGUUCCCGCUCUGGCUCGGUAUUCAUUCGUACGCCUACUUCUUCAUCAUCCAGUUCCUGGCCGGUGCUGCCCAAUCCACCGGCUGGCCGAGUACCGUGGCAGUGAUGGGCCACUGGUUUGGCAAGGGUAACCGCGGCUUCAUCAUGGGAAUUUGGAAUGCACACACGUCGGUCGGCAACAUCCUCGGCAGCGCCAUCGCCGGAGUGUGGGUUGGCCCGCACGACUGGGCCUGGGCGUUUGUCGUGCCCGGCUCCAUCAUCUGCGUUGUCGGACUGCUGGUCUUGCUAUUCUUACCCGUCGACCCGGAAGCGGUCGGUUGCAACAAACCUGACCACAACGACCUGAAUGCUACUAGCGCGGAAGACACCGAUGAUGAGAAGCAACGGCUGUUGACGAAUGAACACCGGCCACUGAAUAGGGCGGUUAUCGUGUCUCACUCCGACACAGACUCUGUGGACAACAUGCCGCUGGCCUCGGGUGAUGAGCCCAAGCCUGCUCUGAAGUUUGUAGAUGCACUAAGAAUCCCUGGUGUCAUUGAGUUUUCACUGUGCCUUUUCUUUGCCAAGUUCGUUCCGUACAUAUUCCUGUACUGGCUGCCUGUCUACAUCCACGACAACGAGAUUGGUGGGAAGGUCAUAUCGCCAGAAAUGUCCGCCGACCUGUCAACGAUUUUCGAUGCCGGUGGAGUCAUCGGGGGCAUCACUGCGGGCGUGAUCUCCGACCGUGGUGGAACGAGAGGCCUGACAUGCGUGGGAAUGCUGGUGAUAUCCAUUCCGCUGCUCUGGGUGUUCAAGGCCUACGGUGAUGCCAGCAUGGGCAUGUUCAUCUUCAUGAUGAUCGUCACCGGCUUCUUCGUCAACGGGCCGUACGCACUCAUCACGACGGCUGUGUCCGCCGAUCUUGGCAAUCAUGAUGUGCUGAAGGGCAACCAGCAGGCCAAGGCCACUGUCGCUGCGAUCAUCGAUGGUACCGGCUCCAUCGGCGCUGCUCUGGGACCACUGAUCACCGGCAUUGGGUUGCAGAAGACUAAGAACUGGCUGCUUAUCAUCAUGAUCUGCAUGGGAGCCACGUUGGCCGCUGCACUGCUCUUGAUCCGGGUUUGCAUUCGGGAGAUUCGCCGGUUGCGUGGCUACUCCUCCUAGGCGGAGCACCUAACACCGUCACAGUAUGGUACUGUUGCAUGCUACGAGUAUCGCAGAUGCUGUUGUUGUUGGUUAAGGACAUGCCUGUACUGCAGUGAUGUCAGGCUUCGCCCUGUCCGGCUAAAUCCAUGCCGUAGUAUGCCCUACGCAGCACGGGCCGGUGUGCGUUCGGCUAUGCCACCGUGCUGCCACGUGUAUACAGUCUACAGUUCUGCACUUGCCGUGUGCCAAAUUAGUGUUGAAAUCCUUGUACACAGUGACAUGUUUGCGCUGUAGUCUGGGCUUCUUAAACCCCGCGUGUACAUUUAUAGCUUUCCUGUUGCAUUUUUGAUUUUCACCAAUAGGAUGAUAGUGGUCGAAAUGUUCCCACUGUCGUCGAAAGACGAUUGGUUAGCCCCAGCUAGUGGAAAGAUCAGUUGUGCCAACAUUUUUCAUCACUUAGACCAGUAUUGUGAAAUUCAAAUAUUGUCAUGGUAUGUUCCGAGGAGGUGCAGCUAGCCAUGCUCACACUGUGUUUUGCCCAUCCAUCUGCAUCAUCACAAUCCAUGUCUUUCUAUUUUAUUUAUUGCACUCGUUACGAUCCCUAUCAGGCUGAUUUUUUUUAUUGUUGAAUCGCUAGUUCUACCAACUUGGCAGGUAAUAGCACACUGCCGGGUAGCACAUCAAGUUAGUCUCAACUUGUGUAGUGCUAUGGCCAUUUCUAAAGACAGUUUUCAUUUCCAUGAUGACCGUGACCAUCAUUGAUUUCAUCACUUGGAGCCAAAUCUCCGCUGUCUAAAGUCAUUAUUUUAUAAGCUAAAUUUUUAAGCCUAUCAGGAAGCUAUGAAUAUAUUAAUACAUGUGCUACGUAAUGUAGCACAUCUAUUGAAUUGCCGAUUCAGGCUAAGUCUAUUCUAGGUUUUUUUCUUCUUCUUUAUUGCAGAUAGAACUGUUCGUCACAGUAUCAUGACCAGUGAUUAUUGGCACCUUUCUUUUAUGAUGGUAUCCAAUUCAGUAUCUUUAUUAUUUAAAUUUUAAAUUUUAUUCAUACCGGAGCUUUUGACUCCUGGUUGUCCCAUGAAACAUGUGUAAUUAUGAUGGUAUUGCCGAUGUCCAA
Molecule: messenger RNA, 3017 nt
Organism: Sycon ciliatum
Lineage: Eukaryota; Metazoa; Porifera; Calcarea; Leucosolenida; Sycettidae
Exons: 1
Coding region: 260-1921 (553 amino acids)
Biological process (GO): transmembrane transport
Cellular component (GO): membrane
Molecular function (GO): transmembrane transporter activity
Source: RefSeq, a predicted model, not a curated record